Molecule: messenger RNA, 5753 nt
Organism: Hermetia illucens (black soldier fly)
Lineage: Eukaryota; Metazoa; Arthropoda; Insecta; Diptera; Stratiomyidae
Product: protein stoned-B
Exons: 9
Coding region: 29-4063 (1344 amino acids)
Biological process (GO): synaptic vesicle endocytosis; clathrin-dependent endocytosis; regulation of endocytosis
Cellular component (GO): synaptic vesicle; AP-2 adaptor complex
Molecular function (GO): clathrin-cargo adaptor activity
Source: RefSeq, a predicted model, not a curated record
AGGAAGUUCAUCUUGUACAACAGUAAAAAUGGCGAACCCAUUUUUAAUGACCGACGACGAUGUAGUGGAUAUGACAGAAAAUACCAAUGAAAUUGCAUUCAAUCCGUUCCUUGCGCAGGCAGGUGAAGGCGAAGCAGAUUUUGCAGACAAUCCGUUUCUUGCUGGGGCAACAAAUCCUUUUGCUGGGUUCGGUGAAGAUGAAUCUGCACCUCAGGCUACCGCGCUUCCGGAGAUAUCGGCACCGCAGUCCUCUGAUGUAGCAAUGAGCUUCUUUGGAACGACUAUUCAGGAAACGGAGGAUGACCUGUCUAUAUCCGAUCAGAAGCUACCAAACCCACUCACAAAUUUAGAGGACGGUGUGUCUGGAUAUUCAAGUGAAGAUGAGUUGGUUAAAAAGAAAGCACCACCGAGGCCGCUGCCGCCAUCUCAGACAACCCAGGAUCUUAUUUUUGCAGUUGCAGAUCAGCUGGAUCAAGCCAGUUCACAGAUGUUAGGAAGGCUGCCAAAAACACGUUCACCGAGUCCGGUUUCAAUGAGAGACUUGCAUUCGCCUAGCCCCACUCCGGAUGCAGCUAUGGCAGACUUCUUGGAUUGCUCAGAUGAUAUUGUUCAUCAAGAUACCACUCCAUCUGCAUUCGAACAGGAUUUAAUGGCCAGUUCCAGUGAUAAUCCUUUCGCGAUGCCUUCAGUUCCUGCGGUGCAAUCAAAUCAGGCUGCCGUUAAGCAUCCUCCUCGUCCACCGCCACCUAGGCCUGUACCACCACGUCCUCAGCCACCAGCUCCAGUAUCACAGGCUAUUCCACCAGCUGUAAUUCCAUCGGCCAACCCUGUUCAGCAAGCCCCGCCAUCUCAACCUCAAAACCAAGAACCGGAUCUGUUCGACAUGUUCGACGCUGCUCCUGCCGCUCCUCCCAAACCCCCAGCACCAAAAACUAAAGAGGACAUUUUAAGUUUGUUCAACGCUCCCAAGCCGCAAGCUCAACAACAACAAGCACAACCAGAUCUUUUGAGCGAUGACAUUCUUGGAGAUAUUUCAUCGAAUGAUUUUGCCUUACCUCCACCCCUAGGUGAUCCUAUAAUACCACCAGGCACAACAGCAGCAACGGUUCCAGUGGCAAUGACAACAGAUACAUUCACCGGAAUAACUUCAAAUGCACCAUUCCCCACAAGUAGUGAAACAUUCCCGGUUUCUACAGACAGUUUCCCAUCCUCAGAGCCUCAGCCUACAAUAACAGAACCACCUGAAGAAGUUGGCAAAGAAAUUAUUUCUGAUGCAAUUACCGACAAUGUAGUGGUGGAAGAGCUUCCUGAGGAACCGGAAAAAAUCGAGGAACCUCAGAAAGUAAUAAUGGACAGUAUUACUCCUGACGCUGGUUGUAGGAGAGCUCCGACUCCAGACAUCGAGAUUACAACCGUGGAAAGCUUACCACGCUCUGAUGAUGAAGAAGAACAGCCGGACUUGGAAAAGGAUAACGAAAGCGGUGUUGAGAUGGAUGAUCCCAAAAGCAUAAUAGCUGAGGAAUCCGACCAAAGCCACGCGUCUGAAUCAAAUGUUACUACACAAGCUCAACAGGGGUCGCCUCCAUUGGAUGCUAGUGUAGCAGAAGUAAUCAACGAUCAGGAGCAAAUGGAUACCGGCUUGGAUUUCGCACCUUCGGUUGUAAGUGGAAGUGCAUCUGCUAAUCCGUUUGCUAGCCCAGAGACAGAAGACGUUUAUCCGACAAUACCAUCACAUCAAGUGACGAAUAUAUUCGCCGUCGAAGAACCAAUACCGCAACCGUCAGCAUUUGUAGAGCCUUUUGCAGCGGCCCCUGCUAUAGUGCCACAUCCUGCAACACCCAUGCCAAAUAUUUUUGCAGUAGAUGAUACGAUACCCAAUGAAGCGGUCCAGUCUGAUGACUUUGAUGCAUUUUCUGCCAAAUUUGAUUCUGCCAGAAAGGAGCCAAGUUUGUUGGAUGGGUUUGGCGGAACGACACCAGUUGCAGUGGUUGAUGAUGCUUGGGGCGGAUCUGAUGCAUUUGGUUCAUUGAUUACGACUACUGGCGGGGAUGGUUUUGAAGUAGAAGAUGAGUUCGACUCAUUCUUGGCCAUGAAGGCUCCUGAACAUGCCGAUUUGAGCAGAAAAGAUUCGGAAUCGCCUACUGAAGACAAGGAGUUCAAUGUAGUCAUACGGCCGAAAGCCGAGGCCACUCAAGGCCAGGGACAGAUUUUGGUUCCACCCCCUCCGCCGCGAAGUUCUCAAAACAAUUCCAUAUACUCAGGCGAUUCAUCACCAAGAUUUAAUCCCUUCGAUAAAGGUGACGAAGUAGCAAGUGCAGAUGGUAUUCCGGCAAUUCCAGAACCAGCCGCAAUGACACGAACUGACUCCCAAGAAUCUCCGGGAACGCCUCUUUUCGAUGAAGACGUUUCUCAGCCAUUAGAAGAUUUCCCAAGGAUUACGUACACAGGCACUGGAUGGGAAAUGCAGCUUCGGCAGCCCAAUAAGAAAAAGAUCACAGGUCAACGAUUUUGGAAGAAGAUAUUUGUGAAACUGGUUUAUCAAGGCGAUAAUCCCGUUGUGCAACUGUAUAAUCAAGCCACAGACAAGGAGCCUUUCCAGGAGCUACCACUGCAACCCUGCUACUCAGUUUCAGAGAUCGGAGCACAGCAAUACGAUCAGUUUGGAAAGAUAUUCACUAUCAAACUGCAAUAUAUAUUCUACAAGGAGCGUCCUGGUGUCCGACCAGGACAGGUUACUAAGGCGGAGCGAUUGACGAACAAACUGAGCCAGUUCGCAGCCUAUGCAAUACAGGGCGAUUAUCAGGGAGUAAAGGAAUUCGGAAGCGACUUGAAGAAAUUGGGAUUGCCAGUGGAACACGCACCUCAAGUUUCACAACUAUUCAAGAUAGGAUCAAUGAGCUACGAGGAUAUGAAGCAAUUCUCAGUCUGCGUUGAGGAGGCACUAUUCAAACUGUCGGCCCACAGGGACAGAGCACUCAAUUAUAAGUCUGAAGAGGUUCAAGUGACGGCAGUUGAUGAACUUUACGUCGAACAGGAUGCAGAAGGACAUGUUCAUAAGCAGAUAGCGAGAGUUCGGCUAUUUUUCUUAGGAUUUCUUUCAGGUAUGCCUUGGAUUGAGUUAGGAGUAAAUGAUUUAUGGCGCCAGGGAAAAGAGGUUGUAGGACGGCAUGAUAUUAUCCCAGUCGUGACGGAGGAAUGGAUCCGAUUAGAAGGGGUCGAGUUCCACAACACUGUUCAGUUAGAUGAGUACGAAAAGUGCAGGAUAAUAAAAUUCCAACCGCCAGAUGCAUGCUACAUUGAACUGAUGAGGUUCAGAGUGAGACCACCCAAGAAUCGUGAGCUUCCCCUCCAGGUUAAGGCAUCGUGGUGUGUGAAUGGGAAUCGCGUGGAGCUACGGGCAGAUGUUUUAGUUCCAGGAUUUGCAUCACGAAAACUUGGACAAAUUCCAUGCGAGGAUGUUUCCAUCCGUUUUCCUAUUCCAGAGUGUUGGAUUUAUUUGUUCCGAGUGGAAAAACAUUUCAGAUAUGGUUCCGUAAAGUCAGCUCACCGGCGAACUGGUAAAAUCAAGGGAAUUGAACGAAUAUUAGGUGCUGUAGAUACUUUGCAGGAGUCCUUAAUAGAAGUUACAUCUGGCCAAGCGAAAUACGAGCAUCACCAUAGGUCAAUAGUGUGGCGAUGUCCACGAUUGCCCAAAGAAGGACAAGGUGCUUACACAACCCAUCAAAUGGUGUGUAGGAUGGCUUUGACAUCCUACGAUCAAAUACCUGAGCAAUUGGCGCCUUAUUGUUAUGUGGAGUUCACCAUGCCAGCCACCCAAGUGUCGCAUACAACCGUUCGUUCGGUAAGCGUUCAAGAGUCAGAUAGUGAUGAGCCGCCUGAGAAAUACGUACGAUAUCUGGCCAGGCAUGAAUAUAGGGUUGGAAUUGAAUACACAACUGCUGAGACGCAAAAUGCUUAUUUGUCCGCCACUCGUCCUAUUAAGGAAGAACCACCUCAGCAGCAGCCACAACAGAUGGCAACAUCUCCAAUGGCGCCAAGUGAUUCCGAUUCAGAAUCAAAUUAAAACUAAAUGCUCCAACUAUUUACUGCUGAUAGAACUAACUGUAGCCAAAUCUAUUUAUCUUAAGCUUAAAUGAAUAUGUUCUACUGCUCGUCCUCCAUGUUCCAACCAUAGAAGUGUGACCACAGUAACGCAAGCAAUAUCACAAAAAAAGAUACUUACAACUUUUGCACGAGUGGAUGAUAUAUUUACAAGUCUUAGAUGAAUACACGAAACUACAUACAUUUGACUGUGUAAUAAUCAAGCCAUAUGCAGGUACAUAUACUCAGAUAAAAGCAAGAAAACCGAUACUGAUUAGAAAAUACACAAGAAUAACUAAAUUCACCGUGUGUCACCAUACGACCUAGAAUCUAAGCCCACCUCAUGCAAAUCUCAUGUAAAAACUACAUCAAAUCAGUCAUUUAUUUUGUUCGUACUGCAAGUGUUAAAGGAAUCUCUUAGUUGACAAUAAUGAGCAGAAAGUAUUGAAGUAAUUUAAAAAUGAUUAAAUGAUAGAAAGCACUGUACAUUCAUCAAGUAAAGGACAAUUUGCAAUCACCACUUCGAAUAAACGGAAAAAUAUAGAGAAAUAAACGUAAUAAAGAUAAAUUAAUAUAAAUUGUUGUUGGAUACAUUACGAACUGUUUAUUCGCAAUAUUACAUAAAGCAUUAAAAUUUAAAUUUAAGGCAAUAUAGUUGUUUCAGAUUAUUAUCACUUUAGUUUAAAGAUAGGAGGGGCGUCGAGUAUAAUAUUUACAAAAAAAAACCAUAAAUUAAUUUAUCAUAAAACUUCCGAUGUGAUUUAUUAUCUUCGAAAUGGACGAUCCAGAAUGGCGAAGAAAUUUCAGUGAAAUUAGGUUAGAAAUAUCAUAAACAAUAAUAUUCUUAAAUAUCAACUUAGUAAAUCUAAAUGUAUCUUGUUCACGGUAUUCAUAUUUCUAUAAAUAGAUACAUAUAUCAGCAACUGCGACUGAAGCUUGAAACAAUCUUUCGAUGUUAAGCCCUUUCACAAUGGUUUCCUUGUGCUUUCGUUUCUGCAGAUGAAUUGCGCUUCUAAGCAUUCAUUUUCCGAAUUAUUGUUUCGCCGAAGUGGCUUGAAAUAUGAAAAUUGAGUGAAAGUGGUAAAAGGGUUAUGAAUUUCCUUGGAAAAUUUAGAUACAUUCAGUCAACCAAUUAAAAAGUUGGACAGUUGCGGCAAUACAAUUUGAAGUCAGAUAUCUAGAAAGCGCGAUAAUAUUUUUUAAUAAAUUCUUGAAAGAAACGAACAAUUUAUAUGUUAAAAGAGGGACGAAGACGGCCAUGGUUUCUUACCAGGGCAGAGACAACUCCUUAGACGCUGCUUCACCUCUGCCCUGGGAACAACGUGAUCGAAGCGGCUCGCAGAUGUUAUACGCUCCAUUUUAUAAUUCGCUAAAGACGACAGGAGUUCGAAUUAUAAUCAACCUACAGUUCAGACCAAAGUUUGACCGGAGCUAGACAACCUUUUUAGGUAUUGGGGAGUUCUAAGCCCGCAUCAAUUGAUGCCGCACCGGACCAAAUGGAGAGCAACUUGCUCCCACUCUUGAUGAUCUUGGGUUUGAGAAUUAUAAAAAGGAACGUAUAACAUCUGCGAGCCGCUUCAGUAAAGCUGCUCUCAGGGCAGAGGUGAAGCAGCAUCUGAAGGGUUUCCUCUGCCCUGAUAAGAAAUCCUAGCCGUCUUCGUCCCUCUUCAUUU